Messenger RNA from Vollenhovia emeryi, 1072 nucleotides. RefSeq lists its product as uncharacterized. The annotation marks the transcript as partial. The record is from RefSeq and is a predicted model, not a curated record. The transcript has a single exon. Lineage: Eukaryota; Metazoa; Arthropoda; Insecta; Hymenoptera; Formicidae.
CGACCGCGUGGGUGACCGUGAGUGCUCCCUCAGGUCGCGCCGUCGAGGUCCGAGCUCUCCUCGAUCAAGGUUCAGAGGUAACCUUCGUGACUGAACGACUCGCGCAAGCGUUGUACUUGAAGCGGCUCCGAAUGCCGACUUCAAUCUCCGCCGUCGGCGGCGUCAAGGUUGGAACAUGCCGACACGCCGCACAUGUUACGAUAUCUCCGCGGAGUGCGUCGACUCCUAAGCUCUCGACCACUGCGUUGAUCCUCAAUACUUUAACGGCGUAUUCGCCGAAACGCCUUCCCGCGGAAUCAGUCCUCGACCAGCUCCAGGAUCUCUCGUGGGCAGACAACGACCCCAUGAGCUCGGCGCCCAUAGAUAUUCUGCUCGGUGCGGACUUGUACGGCGAUAUAAUUUUGAGCGGGCUUCGCAAAACGACGGUCGGACGGCCUAUCGCGCAGGAGUCGAUUUUUGGUUGGGUGAUCUCCGGGCCCGUCUCAUGUCCCGAACUCUCGUCUCAAACCAAGUCAGACGAAAAGAGUGCAGGGCGCAUCUGCGCUCAAAUUACCUCACUUCAUUGCUCCCACGAUCUGUCGCUAGAUCGAGAACUCAGACAGUUCUGGGAGGUCGAGGAAGUUCCUCAACAUACCGCGUACGGUCCUGAGGAGGAGAGAUGCGAGGAUCACUUUCGCUCCACGCACUCUCGUCUCUCAGACGGCCGUUACGUUGUCCGGCUUCCGUUCCGAACGAGUCCGCCCAUCGCGAUCGGCGAAUCGUAUCGCAUAGCAGAGACGCGUCUCAAUGCAUUGCUCCGACGCCUUCGGACGAACGCGGAUCACGAAAAGGAAUAUUCCGAAUUUCUUCAAGAAUAUGAAAACCUCGGGCAUAUGCAAAAGGUGACAAAUCCCCGAUCGCCAGACACUCAAUGCGUGUUCAUUCCACACCAUCACGUCAUCCGCGAUCAUAGUUCGACCACGCAUUUACGUGUCGUUUUUAACGCGUCCAGUGCCACUACAAACGGCUCCUCCCUUAAUGAUCAUCUCCUGGCCGGACCAAAGCUACAAACGGAUCUCCCCGCGAUUAUUCU